GAUACAAGUGAGACAAAACUAAAAGGAUAUUUAUUACUACAGGAUAAAAGGAUAUUUAAUAGAAUUGUGUUUUCAAGUUUUAAACGCGACCGAGCGAUCGUAAAUGCAUUGGAGCCAUGUUUUGGUGUAAACAUUUUGCGGUGCUGGCAUUUUUGCUGGCUUUAUCGGUGUCCUCAAAUGCAUCGUCCCAAAGCAAAUCAACAACUGCAGCAGCGGAAACGUCUCAAGAUGAGGACACAAUCGACUUGACUCCACCUGCAGACCUCACAACCGAAAAGGACGAAGAUGAACGCGGUGCAGGCCAGAUCGUAGGCCAGUCUUUGUUUACACCGGUCUUAGGACAGUCUAUCUUGCCAACACCAUUAAAUUUAUUUAGUGCAAUGUUUCCGGCGUUGAACUCCUUAUUACUAAUGGGUAACUUGUUCCCUGCCACGUCUCUUUUUGGUGCGCCCUCGUUAUUGGGUUCAACACAUAAAUUAGGAGCUGCAGCGAGCGAUGAGAUGCCAGCCGAUUCAAAGGUUGUUUUGGUAUUAGCUGAAGACCGUAAUCCUAAUGCUGCGAUGAGAGCAGCCCACCAGGAAGCUGCACGAACAAUUCGGCAAAAUGAUAUGUUUAGUCAGUUCUUGGCUCAAUUCGGUCAAGCUGACUUUGGGCAGAUGUUAGCGCAGUCAUUGGAACAAAUGCAACAACAGAAUCCCAAUCAAUUGUUACAGCAGAAUGCUGGGCAAUUGUUUCAGCAAUUUGUGCCGCAAGAUUUCUCUCAGACGAUGGGUCAACUUUUAUCGCAAACGUUUCAACCGUUCCCCGGUUUAGAUCUGUCACAGCUUCCAAUGUUAGGGCAGGCACUACCAUCCGCCGAUCCUUCGGUAGGUUCAGCAUUGCCAGAAGCGGAAGUCAGCCUUGGAUGCAGGAACUCAAUUAUUGGGUCAGGCUUUGCAACAACCAAAUAG
This is a messenger RNA of Bactrocera latifrons, 950 nucleotides long. Its product is annotated as defective chorion-1 protein-like. Gene Ontology annotation, molecular function: structural constituent of egg chorion. Gene Ontology annotation, biological process: chorion-containing eggshell formation. The record is from RefSeq and is a predicted model, not a curated record. The transcript has 4 exons. NCBI's taxonomy places the organism in Eukaryota, Metazoa, Arthropoda, Insecta, Diptera, Tephritidae. The coding region runs from base 117 to 950 and encodes 277 amino acids. Gene Ontology annotation, cellular component: egg chorion; extracellular region.